Toxotes jaculatrix (banded archerfish) is the source of this 606-nucleotide messenger RNA. RefSeq names its product dnaJ homolog subfamily C member 5-like. The coding region runs from base 1 to 606 and encodes 201 amino acids. Lineage: Eukaryota; Metazoa; Chordata; Actinopteri; Toxotidae. The record is from RefSeq and is a predicted model, not a curated record. The transcript has 4 exons.
AUGCACCCACGCAGACAUCAACGGAGACUGUCGGGAGCAGGAGAGAGUUUGUACAAAGUCCUGGGCCUGGAGAAAGGAGCAAGUCCAGAGGAAAUAAAAGAGGCGUACAGGAAAUUGGCGUUAAAGUAUCAUCCUGAUAAGAACCCAGACAACCCAGAGGCAGCUGAGAAAUUCAAGGAGAUCAACAACGCCCACUCCAUUCUCAGCAAUGAGAACAUACGGAUGAUCUAUGACAAGUAUGGAUCCACGGGCCUCAGAUUGACCUUUCGGUAUAGAGGAAAUCCUCCAUACCGAAUCCCAAAUCCCAAAUCCUGGUGCUGUUGCAAGGCACUUAAGUGGUGCUGCUAUCUUCUCAGCUGCUGCUGCUUCUGUUUCUACUGCUGUUUCUACUGCUGCUGUUUCUGCUGCUGCUGUUUCUGCUGUGGGAAGUUAAUAUCGCCCGCAGACGAGGAAGAUCUCACAGACGAAAACUCUGAGGACCUUGAGACAGAGAUCAGAGAACAGGAUGCAGGCAGGAACCCAGUGGCUCAUCCUCAUGCGACUGGCGGCACCUCGAGGGUCACGCAGCUGGUAGAGUCAGCUGAGGAAGAAACAAAUGAUGAAUGA